UCGGUCGUGUUCGGAACUGUUUUAUGUUGGGCUGUGUUGUGAGUCGAUUAAACUAUUUAACAUACUUUAAUGGAUUGAAAACACUGCAUAUUUGUGUAUAAUAGAUAGUUCCACAAUAUUCAUAACAAGAAUUCGUUUUCCUUCUGAAGGUUGGUUUUAAUUCCAAUUGAUCGGGAAUGUCCAAUUAAAAGCAUAGCUGUAUAAGUGUUAAAUUGAUGCGAAAAGAAUGCCAACAACGAUUAUUGUUGUGUGAGUGUUGAACUUGCUCCUGGUUGCUGAGCUUUUAAUGUUGGCGACUUGUGUACGAAGAGAAUAAAACGGAAAAAGGUGAAAAAUACACGAUUCGUUUCCACAGCAUACAAGUGAAUGCACUUGUGUGGAAAAAAUUGUUUCAAUCUGAAGUGUUCAACAUCGAAACAAAAGCUUUAUUUUACCGUGAUGAAUGGUAAGGUGAAAAAAGCAAAAAGUGAAUUUUUAUAUUAAAACGGAAUAUCCAGUUCCAGUUGCAGGACUAGUUUGGCAGUGAGAUAUAGUUUGUUCAUGCAUUUUGAAUUAGUGUGUUGAUUAAACGAUGCAUUUUUGACCGACAGCCUGCAUGAUUAAAGAAUAUGUGGAUAUACUACUUAAUAUCGUUUGCUGCAUAAACACUGAUUUAUUAUAGUGAGGAAUUGCGUGAUGAUGGCUUGACGUUUUUUUGUUCACUCAAAAUGAAGCUUCCAGAAACUCGCGCAGCAACUUUGGCGUUGAUUGUUGUUCAAGUAAUAUUCCCUUUGUGGCGAUGCGUUAGCGGAUACAUGGUAAUCGUUGGUGAAAAUGAUGAACCAGGCAAAAUAGUGUUCAACGCGUCUGUGUACAAACUCGGCUCCGAGAGACAUUACAAGAUAAAUGCUCACAAGUCAGCCCACUUCGUUCAUCAUUUACUGAAGGUCGAUCCACACAGUGGACAAAUCUUGCUAAGAAAAUCUAUGAAAUGUGACGGUAUUUAUUACCCCAAUUUAUUCACGUUUUAUGUGGAUUCUACCUCCAAUAGACUUCGAAGUAUAGAUUAUUACAGUUUGCCAUUGCGCAUAUUCAUUGCUGGUUCAAACUGCACAGAUGAUAAGGUGUCAGAAGCUUUUAGAAAGCUGUUUGAAGAAGAUGAUACCGGCUAUAACCGAAGACGGAAGCGAACGAUAGAAGAAACUGAUGUAAGAAUGUAUGGCCAAUACACAGGUAACAACCUUCAUGAUUACCACACCGAAUAUCCCUGGCUUAAGCUUUCAGUGACAAAUUACACUACUUUCCAAGAAGGUGAUAUCCUUUUUGAUAUCUACGAGAAAAAUCAAGUUCGCCAUGAAAUACUGGCAAGAAAAAAACGAGGAUUAAUUGAACCGGUAGAACAACGCAUGCAUCGAAAAAUCAACGAUGCUAAGCAGUGGAUCUCUGAAACAUUCGCCUCGUAUGCCAUCCACACAACAGAUAAAUGGGACAAGAUAUGUCUCAAAAAGUCCCAAUACAUCAAUUCGAUUAACUCGUUUCUACCAAAAACGGUUUUACAAUAUUGUUCCGUGAAAUAUCUAGAUGUUAAUGAUGGUCGAUUCAAAAUCGAGACAUUCUCUGGCGAUUUAGUAGCUGCUGAUGAUCUGUGUAUUUUAGAAACGCUUUGGAAAGUGUCCAUCACUUAUAACGUAAAAUGUGAUCGUAAGGAUAUUAUUGAUGCUGAUCAUCGAUUAAAAAUAGUAUAUCAUCAUCAUGAACUUAACGACACAGACAUAGCAAAGCGCGUUAAACGAGAACUUAGAAAUCAAAGUCCAUACUUUGAACAGGCCUUAUACGUAGCAUCGGUACAAGAGGAGCAAGGUCCAGGAGCAACGAUCACCACUGUUCGUGCACGUGAUCCUGAGGAUUCUCCUGUGGUUUACUCAAUGGUGUCAUUAUUGGAUUCCAGAUCGCAGUCGAUGUUCAAAGUAGACGCAAGAACAGGUAUUAUUACAACUGCAGCCAGUCUGGAUCGUGAAUUGAUGGACGUUCAUUACUUUCGAGUAAUUGCUACUGAUGACAGUUUUCCACCGCGAUCCGGCACAACAACUCUCCAAGUGAAUGUGUUAGAUUGUAACGACCACACUCCAACAUUUGAGUCUGAGGAGUUUCAUGCAAGUAUUCGAGAAGGUACAAGUGUCGGAUCGACCGUUAUCACCAUUCGGGCUACUGAUCAGGAUAUUGGAAAAAAUGCAGAAAUCGAGUAUGCUAUAUCAAGUAUAAGUGGUGAGGGUGCUACGACUGCCGAACAAGACGAGCAAGCAUUUCGAAUAGAUGCACGCAGUGGAACAAUAUCUACACGCAGUGCGUUAGAUCGCGAAACUUCUGACAUAUAUACAAUCAUUAUCACCGCUACCGAUAUGGCCACCCCACAAAUGGAACGAAGAUCUGCGACGGCAACGGUGUUGGUCAAAGUUUUGGACGAUAAUGAUAACUACCCACAGUUCACUGAAAGAACGUACACUGUGCAAGUAAAUGAGGACCAAUGGACAAACGAGAAUAAUGUUAUUGCACAUAUCCAAGCUAUAGACAACGACCAAGGAAAUAACGCUGCUAUUAGGUAUGCCAUAAUUGGCGGCAAUACACAGUCCCAGUUCUCGAUCGAUUCAAUGAGUGGAGAUGUGUCUCUCGUUAAACCAUUAGACUACGAGAGUGUUCGAAGUUAUCGAUUAGUGAUUCGAGCACAAGAUGGAGGAAGUCCAUCGCGCAGCAACACCACCCAACUAUUGGUUAACGUUCUGGAUGCGAAUGAUAAUGCCCCUCGAUUUUACACGUCACAGUUCCAGGAAGCAGUUUUGGAGAGCGUUCCUGUUGGGUACAAUAUCGUCAGAGUACAAGCCUACGAUUCGGAUGAGGGAGCCAACUCUGAAAUUUCGUAUAGUAUUCGUGAUAGAGAAGAUAAUUUACCAUUGGCGGUAGACUCCAGGACUGGAUGGAUUCAUACUAUCAAGUCAUUAGAUCGUGAGGAACAAAGUCGAUACAGUUUUCAGGUAGUUGCCAUCGAUGGUGGAAUACCACCAAAAUCUGCAAGUACAUCAGUUGUUGUAACAAUUCAAGACGUGAACGAUAACGAUCCCUCGUUCAGUCCAAAAUAUUAUGAAGCAACUAUCGCAGAAGAUCAGCCACCUGGUACUCCUGUAGCUACAGUUACCGCCACCGACCCGGAUGAAGAUUCACGAUUACAUUACGAAAUUACAGCCGGCAAUACUAGAGGUCGUUUUUCCAUCACAUCACAAAAUGGUCGUGGUUUAAUAACGAUUGCUCAACCUUUGGAUUACAAACAAGAAAGAAGAUUUGCAUUAACUGUUACUGCCACUGACAGUGGUCAACGAACUGAUACAGCUAUCGUGAAUAUUAAUGUAACCGAUGCUAACAAUUUCGCACCAGUAUUUGAGAAUGCCCCAUACACAGCAUCGAUUUUCGAAGAUGCACCUAUUGGUACUACGGUUCUGGUUGUUUUUGCUACGGAUAGCGAUGUCGGUAUUAAUGCUCAAAUAACAUAUUUGCUGAACGAUGAAUCCGUCAAUGGACUUGGGAAUUAUGAACCGUUCAGCAUUAACCCACAAACUGGUGCUAUUGUUACCAAUGCUCCCAUUGACAGAGAAACGACCAGUGGAUAUCUGUUAACAGUAACUGCUAAAGAUGGUGGUAACCCGUCACUCAGCGAUACGACGGAUGUAGAAAUUAGUAUUACAGAUGUCAACGAUAAUGCACCGCAAUUCAAAGUUCCACUAUAUCAAGCGACAAUACCAGAGGAUGCUUUAAUAGGUACAUCAGUUGUUCAGAUUGCUGCCACUGACAUUGAUAUGGGGUUAAAUGGUCGGGUGAAGUAUACACUCAGUCCUAAAGAUCUAGAGGAUGGCUCGUUUAUUGUUGAUCCGGUUUCUGGCGUUAUUAGAACUAACAAAGGUCUUGAUCGCGAAAGCAUUUCUAUUUAUCAUCUUAUAGCAGUAGCCACGGACAAAGGGACACCAAUGCUUAGCAGUUCAGUUGAAGUACAAAUACGAUUAGAUGAUGUAAAUGACUCACCUCCGACGUUUCCUUCAGAUAAAAUUACUAUGUAUGUGCCGGAAAAUAGUCCGGUCGGAUCGGUAGUAGGAGAGAUUCACGCACACGAUCCGGAUGAGGGAGUGAACGCAAUAGUUCAUUAUUCGAUUAUCGGUGGUGAUGAUUCAAACUCAUUUUCCCUAGUUACAAGACCUGGUUCAGAAAGGGCACAACUUUUAACUAUGACUGAGCUCGAUUAUGAAUCGAUCAAAAAACGUUUUGAAUUGGUGAUACGUGCUGCCAGUCCACCAUUGAGAAAUGAUGUACAUGUGGAGAUUCUUGUAACCGACGUAAAUGAUAACGCCCCCAUUCUUCGAGACUUUCAAGUGAUAUUCAACAACUUUAGAGACUGUUUUCCAAGUGGAGUGAUUGGCAGAAUACCAGCAUUUGAUGCCGAUGUAACAGACAAAUUAACGUAUCGCAUUUUAUCAGGAAAUAAUGCGAAUUUAGUCAAACUAAACAGCUCAAGUGGUGGUCUAACGUUAAGCCCACAAUUAAAUACGAACGUUCCGAAAUUCGCUACAAUGGAAGUUUCCGUGACAGAUGGUAUUAACGAAGCGAAAGCCAUUAUGCAAUUGAUUGUUCGACUAGUAACAGAAGAUAUGUUAUUCAAUUCAGUCACCGUGCGCCUAGACGAGAUGACCGAGGGUGCUUUCCUAUCGCCAUUGUUGAACUUCUUUCUCGACGGCCUGGCGGCCAUCAUUCCAUGUCCUAAGGAAAACAUAUAUAUUUUCUCGAUACAAGAUGAUACCGAUGUAAAUUCCAGAAUACUCAAUGUAAGUUUCUCAGCACGUCGCCCGGAUGUAGCGUUUGAAGAGUACUACACACCAAAAUAUCUUCAAGAAAGAGUAUACCUAAACCGUGCAAUUUUGGCGCGGCUAGCUACAGUACAAGUGUUACCAUUUGAUGAUAAUCUGUGUGUUCGAGAGCCUUGCUUAAACUAUGAACAAUGCUUGUCAGUACUGAAAUUUGGUAACGCAUCCGGUUUUAUUCACAGUGACACGGUGCUCUUCCGGCCAAUCUAUCCCGUAAACACAUUUGCAUGUAAAUGUCCUGAAGGUUUCACAGGCAGUAAAGAACACUAUUUGUGUGAUACUGAAGUGGACUUAUGCUAUUCCGAUCCUUGCCAAAAUGGUGGCAGUUGUAUGCGUAGGGAAGGAGGUUAUACAUGCGUCUGUACUGAACCAUUUACCGGUGUUAAUUGUGAAACGGAAAUAAGAAAUUUGAAACCAUGCGUUGCUGAUACGUGCAGUGAUGGAUAUAGUUGCCUAACUCACACAUUAAACACCCCACAUAGUCCAUCAUAUACGAGAACGUGUGAAUUAAUUUCAAGGUCAUUCUCUAGAAACACAUUCCUCACGUUCCCUAGUUUAAAACAGAGACAUCGGUUCAACAUAAAGCUGAGUUUAGCGACGGUUCGCGAUAAUGGAUUGAUUCUUUAUAAUGGAAGAUACAAUGAACAGCACGAUUUCGUUGCAUUAGAAAUCAUCAACGGGCGUAUUAUGUUUUCAAUUUCCCUAGGUGAUAAAAUUGGAUCGGUCUUGGUAGAUCAAAAUAAAAGAUUAUCCGACGGAAGUUGGCAUACAAUAGAAGUAAAUUAUUUUAAUCGUUCCGUGAUGUUAUCGGUUGAUAAUUGCGAUACUGCACUGGCAUUAGCCAAUCUUGGUCAACGGUGGAAUUGUGCUAACCAAACAACGAUUUUGUUGGAUCGAAAAUGUGCUUCUUUAACCGAAUCAUGUCAUAGAUUUCUAGAUCUUACAGGACCUUUACAAAUAGGUGGACUGCCGAAACUUCCUGCUAAUUUCCAGAUUCAGUCACAUGAUUUUAUUGGCUGUAUUUCGGAUCUUUACAUUGACCAUAAAUACAUUGAUUUAAAUUCAUUCAUUGCCGAUAAUGGAACUGUCUCAGGCUGCCCUCAAAAAUCAGCUACUUGUGCAUCUGAACCAUGCUUCAAUGGAGGCACUUGUCGAGAAGGAUGGGGCGAAGGCUGGGAAUGCGAAUGUCCGGAUGGAUUCACAGGAAAUUCCUGCCAGGAAUCAGUUGCUUUGCCGUGGCGUUUCAAUGGAGAUGGAAUAUUAAGUUUCAAUCCCUUGCUGCGACCUAUUCAGAUACCGUGGUUAACGGCUCUGUCCAUAAAAACCAGGCAAAAGGAUGCUUUUCUAAUGCAAGUACAAGUGGGCCAAAAUAGUUCUGCAAUAGUUUCUUUACGCGAUGGUAUUUUGUACUACACCUACGAUUCUGAGCCUAUGUUCUUGGCAGGAACAAAUCUUGCAGACGGAACGUGGCACCGAAUAGAAAUAAAAUGGCUUGGCACAGAAGUCUCACUUUCAGUAGACUAUGGUCAGCGAACAGGAGUACUACCAAUGAUGCAGAAAAUACAAGGCAUGUACGUAGGACGCAUCGUGAUUGGCGGAUCUGAAAGCAGUGGAACCACUUAUGGCAACUACGGAUAUUUUGAAGGUUGUAUACAGGAUAUUCGUGUCGGGCAUAGUCAAUCUGUAUUGAAUCGACCAACCAUACGGGAGAACGUAAUGGAUGGUUGCACUUCGAAUGCCAAAUGUCCGAAUAGUUGUCCAGAACAUUCCACCUGUGUUACUAGCUGGGAUGAGGCUCAUUGUGAAUGUACCCAUGGAUAUGUAGGAACGGAUUGUUUACCAGUAUGCACAGCAAAACCAUGUGCGGAUAACGGUUACUGUAGGGCUGACAUAUCGACUGAAAAAGGAUAUCGAUGCGAAUGCAACAGUACUACGAGUUUUGGUGAAUACUGUGAAGUUAUUACUCAACAGCCAUGUCCUGCUGGGUGGUGGGGUGAACGAGGGUGUGGGCCAUGCAAGUGUAAUCUGAAGCAAGGUUAUCAUCCUGAUUGCAAUAAGUUAACCGGUCAGUGUUACUGCCGAGAAAAUCAUUAUCAAUUAAUAAAUGACACAACCUGUUUGCCAUGUGAAUGCUAUGCAAUUGGAUCGUAUGGAAAAGCUUGUAACAGUUCCGGACAAUGUGAAUGUCGUGAAGGAGUCAUUGGGCGACGAUGUGAUUCAUGUUCCAAUCCGUAUGCUGAGGUAACAUUGAAUGGAUGUGAAGUGGUUUAUGAUGCUUGUCCGAAGUCAUUCUCGGCAGGAUUAUGGUGGCCUAGGACGGCUUUUGGUGAGAUUGCGAUUGAAAACUGUCCUCUACCAGCAAGAGGAAAGGGUACACGUAAAUGUGAUCUGAUUCAGGGCGGCUGGGGUCAACCUAAUAUGUUCAACUGUACGUCCGAGCAGUUUCUGGAUCUCCGCAAGCAAUUAUCCCAAAUAGAAAGCGAAGGCUUAGAACUGAAUACUUUUGUAUCCGUCAAACUUGCAGCUACCUUGCAGCGUGCUUGUAAAAGUGUUGGACGUGCUGGGGACAACCGUAAAGAAUCAAAUCUAGUGAAGAAUAUGUACAUUUUAGAAUCAUCUUUGACCUCCAAGACCGCACUGUGGCAGACAGAUGAUCUCGAAUUCGAUUAUUUAAGUGAUUUGCAAAAUCACAAACAAGAUAGGCUGUAUGGUGCUGAUCUUUUGAUAGCUGAACGGCUGUUACACGAACUGAUUAACUAUGAAACACGGCAAAAUGGUUUGAAUCUGUCUCAUAGUCAAGACAAACAUUACAUAAAAAACUUGAUAGAAUGUGCUGGAACAAUACUGGACCCUCGAUAUCACCAAGAAUGGAAACGUUUGUCUGAACUAACCCAGCGUGGACCAAAUGACUUGGUGGAGGCCUUUAGUAGAUAUAUGAUUGUGCUGGGGCAUUCGCAACAUGAUACCUAUACUAAUCCGUUUGAGAUUGUCCAUGAGAACAUGGCUUUUGGUCUUGAUAUUGUUACGGCCGAAUCGCUGUUUGGAUACGAACCACUGUUGUUAUCCGGAUUUCCCAAGCAAAACAAUAAAUCCAAUUUAUUCACAACAGAAAGCGUAAUUCUACCGGACACCAGUUCGUUCCUGAUGCAUUCGAACAAACAUAAGUACCCACAGAUCUCAUUUCCGAAAUACAACAAUUACAUCCAAGAUAAAAGCAAAUUUGAUCGACACAGUAAGAUUAUCGUUUCACUCGACAUGCUGGGCAUUUCGCAACCGGAGAAAAACGAGGUGACAAAUUUUAUUAGUGAUUAUCGUGCUAUCAUAUGUUAUGCACAAUACAAAGAUGUUGGAACAAUAUUUCCUGGAAAUUUCGACGAAACUAUUACUCGGCGAUGGGGUGUUGAUGUGCAAAUCGCUAGUCCAGUGAUCUCCCUAGCAAUUCUUAUACCAAGUAGCGGCAAAAAGAAUGAUGACAAACCAACACCAGAGCGUUUGAAACCUGCAGACAAAACGAAUAAAAAAGAUUUCGAAAUAUCUACGGCUCCAUUACACGAGCAUGCUAGCGAAAAGCAAUCUAAUGAAAUCAAAAUUUCUAUUCAUGACAUGAGUGAACAUGGUAACCUUGAAAACAUAGAAGAUCAUCAGCAGGUUGUGAUGAGGUUUGAUGAAAACCCAAUUAAAGCAUUCAGUUUACCAGACACAGUAAUUCUGACACCUGCUGUUAAGAACGGUGUCACAUAUGGUUUGGAAGAAGAAUCGUACACCAAAGUAAAGAAACGUAGUGUAAUUCAAAAAUUUGCGUUGGAUCCGGAUAUUGAGGACAAUCAGCAUACCCAAAUAGAAUACAAACCAAUAGGCACUCCACACCUUCCACAGCCAAUUAAGCUACAAAUGUGGCUACAUAUUCCCAGAAACUGGUUCGGUCCUCGUUCAAACCCGCAAUGUGUUCGAUGGAAUUCCCACGUUAAUCUCUGGACCAGAUUGGGAUGCCAAACAGAGAUUCCUGAUUACGACAUGCUCUCUUCAAACGACACUAUUCUUAUAAAUUGCACAUGCAGUCAAAUAUCUAGUUAUGCCGUUCUAGUCGAUGUUAUCGACCCUGAAGAUAUUCCCGAACCUUCACUACUGGUGCAGAUCACAUCUUAUUCUGCUUUCAUGUUGUCGUUGCCAGUACUUUUUGCGGUAAUACUGUCACUGGUGCUACUCCGUGGACUUCAGACUAAUUCCAACACGAUCCAUCAGAAUUUGCUGCUCUGUAUUUUUAUGGCUGAGUUGCUUUUUUUCCUGGGGAUUCAGGCGCGAAGGGAGCUGAUUGAUAAUGAGUUUUCAUGCAAACUGGUAGCGAUUGCAUUACACUACGCUUGGUUGGCUGCGUUUGCAUGGACCACAGUCGAUUGCGUACAUUUGUAUCGAAUGCUGACCGAAAUGCGUGAUAUUAAUCAUGGUCCAAUGGGUUUCUACUACACCUUAGGAUAUGGAGCUCCAGCCUUGCUGGUAGGCCUUUCUGUAGGUGUUCGUGUUCACGAAUAUGGAAAUAACGUAUUUUGUUGGCUCUCGGUGUAUGAAUCGGUGAUUUGGUGGCUGGUAGGGCCAAUUGUAGCAAUGUCAAUCGUAGACCUUCUCAUAUUAUUCGUGUCUGUAAAAGCUGCGUUUACUAUAAAAGAUCAUGUAUUGGGAUUUGGAAACCUGCGAACAUUGCUAUGGCUUUCAGUAGUUUCACUUCCUUUGAUGGGGAUAAUGUGGGUGUUGGCGGUUUUAGCAGCUUCAGAUAGUUCACAAUUGUUGAAAAUAUUGCUCUCCGCGACGGUUAUAGUUCAUGCCUUUUUCUCGGUUAUUGGAUAUUGCAUCAUAAAUAAACGCGUUCGUGAAAAUCUGCAUCGAUCAUUUUUGAGAUGUAUGGGCCGGAAAGUACCUCUACUAGAUUCAUCAUUGGCAGUAAGCAGCAGCUCGCAGAACAUAGGCCAAACUCCAAAAACACCUGGAUUUUCAAGUCAAUAUGAUACGUCACGGCGUAACAUAGGAAUAAGUACGUCCAGUACUACUUCUAGAAGUACAGCAAAGACUAGUUCGAGCCCGUAUAGAAGUGACGGACAAUUUCGACACACUUCCACGUCAACGUCGAACUACAAUUCGAAUAGUGACGGAGUACCUUCCUAUAUGCGCGGUUAUGAUGGCGGCGGAAUGCGAAAGAUUGCAGAGGGAAAUGAUAGCUCGCCGCAUUAUAGGAAAGGAAAGCGCCAUAAAAGAGAUUCCGAUUCGGGAAGUGAAACCGAUGGCCGUAGUCUGGAACUAGCCUCGAGUCAUUCGAGUGACGACGAAGAGUCUCGUGUCGGUCGGAAUAGCAGUACUCACCGUAGUACUGGUGUAUGCUCGACAUCGUAUUUGCCUAACAUAACAGAGCACGUUGCAACGACACCGCCUGAAUUGCAUGUUGUACAAAGCCCACAGCUUUUUCCAAACGUGAAUGCGACUCGGUGGUCAAGCCAGGUUCCAGAAUCAUAUUUGCCUGGACCAAACGUUGGUCGUUGGUCGCAAGAGACAGGGUCGGAUAAUGAAAUACAUCCACAUAAUUCUGGAAUUCCAAAUUCUCUGCCCAGUCCAGAUAUCACUGAUACUUCGUAUUUACAUCAGAACCGAAAAAAUAUGCCGCCUUCUUUACUCGAGAAUAUACAAGAAAAUUAUACAUAUUCUAACCAGGACUUGCGAAGCGAUAAGUAUAGCAAUCACGAUAGUGACAAAUAUACAGGUGGAUAUAGGGACUACGAAGGAAAUCAUCAACGUAAUACUUUACCGUACAUGUCCAGUGGGUUGAACCACCUUUCUGGUUCAACACAAGUUAUCAACCACAUGCGAUCAUAUAAUCACGAAAAUUCAUAUGUUCUCAAAGAUACGGUUUAUGACAGGUCCAGAACAUUAGGUUACAAGACAGAAUCUCCAAAUAUGUCCAAGGAGCGUAUAGCUCCUGAUUUGUAUAGUCCGCGCAUGGAUAACCACGGUUCAUUCAAGUCUAGUGUUCAAUCAUUGCUCAAGAACGAUUACCAGCGUCAUAAGCAAGGAACUGAUUCAGAUCGUAUGUCAGAGGGUUCGGAUAAAAAUCCAUACAAUUUUCCUUAUACGGCUGAAGAAGAUCACUCAAGUCACUCUGUGGUAAGACCAACCGAUGUGCCUAGCUCAGGAAAUCAUCGACUAAAUCUGGGUGCUUCCAUUCAGCCAAUGGCUCCAUUGACCAAUAUUAACGAUAAUACCGAAUGGUGUUGGGACCGGUUGAAAAGUCUUGACUAGAUACAGAUAAUGUAUUAAUAACAAAAAUUGGGCAGCGGGAAACAAGAUGACGAAGAAACGACUGUGUAGUACACAACACCGACUCCAUGAAAUGAAACAUCAAUUGUACAAAAUGGUACUCUGUAUUCUCAGGAUUAGUAUUUCGCGGAAAUUCUACAUACUCCUAAGUUACAACUAGAGAAUAGCAUUUAUAUUUUCCAUGUGGAAUAUAUUAACUAAUGGUUUGUUCAAUGUAAAUAUACCUUAGCUGUUUAUAUUAAGCAACAAAAAGCGACUACUAUUUAAAGAUCUUGAGCAAAACUGCCAACGAGCAUUUGUAUUUUUUUUUGUUUUUAGCGCGAGUAAUUAUUUAUUUCUACAUCGUAAACAGUUAAUUUAUGAUAGUGAAUUUUCGAUCAAAUGUCGUCAAAGUAGAAGUCUGACGUAUGUAGGAGACUGCAUCAUGUAACUUAGGCUGUGAACAAUUUGGUGAAAUUUUUAACUUUUAGUUAAAAUCGAAGUGUCAGAAAGUUAUUUGCAAAAUAACCCUGCUCUGGAGCAUGGUUAAAAUUGACAGAGCGAUGGUUAAAUUUGACAGCUCGAUGGUUAAAAUUUUGCCGAUGAUGCAAAACAAAAAGGUGGAAACAUUUUCUGUACCUAAUUGAGGUUGUCAAUAUUUUUCAAUACAAAAAUAAAAGAUAAAGAUGGAAACGAUAACGUGUUGUGUUAAGAUUUGUUUGAGUUAUUUCAUGAUGUGGAUGUUUACUUUUCGAGGCUAUGACUGUCAUACUUAAUGUAAUAAGCGCAAGCUACCUUCGUGUCGAAGAUUCUGCUGGCUGAAUAUGAUGAUCCGGAGCUACGCAAAUCAACCUCUACGCGCCUACCGGUUCUCUUCGCCCUCGAGACCUGCUGCAUUCUGAAAUGCGCAGCACUAACUACGCUACCAAUAGUCCAAUAUUAGCAAUGCGUCGUCGCUUCAACGAGUUUGCUGAAAUUUUUGACUUCGUCAUGAACUCUUCGCAGUUUCGUCGUCGUGUAUUGUCAAUAUUUUAAUUAUGUUUAGUUUACCUUAAUUUAGUAUAGUUCAUUAUGACAAAUUGUCAGUUGGACUUUUUUUUAUACAAAUACAAAUAAGAAAAAACUAAUUUUAAAAUAUCGACAAAUGUUCACACCUCUACCAACUUGUGGUCAUCGCAGCUGUCAAUUCUAAAUAACUCUGAAUAAUGUUUAGUUUACCUUAAUUUAGUAUAGUUCAUUAUGACAAAUUGUCAGUUGGAUUUUUUUUUAUACAAAUAUAAAUACAAAUAAGAAAAAAACUAAUUUUAAAAUAUCGACAAAUGUUCACACCUCUACCAACUUGUGGUCAUCGCAGCUGUCAAUUCUAAACAACUAUCUAUAUGGCAAUUUUUGAAAUGGUUCGCUCUCUCGGUUAAAUUGUUCAAGAGAAAAUAACUUUCGAACUGUCAAAUUUUAAUUAAAGGUUAAAAAAAAUCGCCAAAUGGUUCACAACCUUAAUAAUUUUAAAGAACACGCUUUUCAAAAAUCGAGUUAACGGAACAUCUGAACCAUAUGCCUUAAUGUAGUUGGAAUAACACAUUUGUCUUUUGCUUGACAUUAAGUAAAACAUAUUGUUUGUUGAAGCUUGAUAGCUUUCCCGUGUUUUUUUAUUUGUCGUCGAGACCACCCUUGAUACACCCUCUUUCAUUUUUCUUAGAUUUUAUAAAAAGUACAUUAAGAAACAAAAAAAUAUGAACAUUAUUUGCCACCGGUCCUAUUUCUAUUAGCAUGUACUAGACCUACUUACUAUUACAUGUAGCACAUUUUCAGCCCAAUUUUCGAAAAAAUGAAGGAAACAACAAAUGUUCAUAAAUUAAGAUUAUGAAAAAUAUAGGAAAAUAAGGGUUAGGUCUGUCGGUAAAAGUUGACGAGUGGAUCAAAAGCGAACAAUAAAAAAACGACAUUGUUUAGCAUUAAGCAAGUGCCUAACAUCGUGUUGGAUUGACCGAGUUUGAGCGCUCAUUUUUAUUGACCAUUCAAAUUAACCAAAACACAAUUUCACAAAAAGCACUCCAGCGAACCUCGGGUAAACUAUACACUGAUUUGAUAAUUUAUGUAUAAUAUAUUUAUUCGAUUUUUGAAAGACAGAAUUUUUAUCAGAUACUCGAAUAAUCUGUACUAGAACAUUAUUGGAGUGGAACGAUUAUAAACUGGGCUACUGGUGCCAUAAUCUCCCAGUAUGCCAAUUUAACAUAGGUAGUUCAUUUUCAAAAUUUUAGUUUUAGUAAUCUACGCAAAAUUAUGAGAUACUGUGUAAACCGGAAUUGGAUGGAAAUACAUCAAAGCGAUGUAGUAAAUGGUGUGAGUAUCAAAGUGUGUUUAUUUAUUUUUACAGAACCUGAGCACUCCCACAAAACAAAAAAAACGACCACGAAUAGAAAUUAGAAAUAAGAGUAUGCAUUUCGACUGUAAAAUAAUAGUGAGAUUAAAUAGAUUUAAUGACGUGGAAUUGCUGUAUGAUAGAAAAGUACUGUAACAAGCUUAAAGUACACAGUGUAAGAUUUUGAUAGGUAUAGAUAGCAAAGAGUAAGCAAGUGAGAGGCACUGAAAUGAUCGCCAUGGAAUAUAAACGCAUCUAACUUCUCUGCAUGCAUCAAAUGGAAUUUAGGAAAAGGUGCAAGGCUACCCGUAAUAAAUAUAUAUAUGUAACUUGUGAA
Topomyia yanbarensis is the source of this 13855-nucleotide messenger RNA. It is a transcript of the gene stan, whose product is annotated as protocadherin-like wing polarity protein stan. Gene Ontology annotation, biological process: homophilic cell-cell adhesion; cell surface receptor signaling pathway; G protein-coupled receptor signaling pathway. The record is from RefSeq and is a predicted model, not a curated record. NCBI's taxonomy places the organism in Eukaryota, Metazoa, Arthropoda, Insecta, Diptera, Culicidae. Gene Ontology annotation, molecular function: G protein-coupled receptor activity; calcium ion binding. Gene Ontology annotation, cellular component: plasma membrane. The coding region runs from base 708 to 11162 and encodes 3484 amino acids. The transcript is spliced from 10 exons.